CACACCACUCGCCACUAUUCUGCCAUGAUUAUGAUGUUUGGUAUGAUGGACAACUAUAAUACUGAGUACACUGAACGACUUCACAUUGAUUUUGCAAAGGACACUUACUGCACUACAAAUCACAAAGAUGAAUUUGUGCAGAUGAUGCAGUGGCUCAAGCACAAGGAGAAGAUUAUGCACCAUGACAAGUAUGUC
Messenger RNA from Suillus subaureus, 195 nucleotides. RefSeq lists its product as uncharacterized. The transcript has a single exon. The annotation marks the transcript as partial. The record is from RefSeq and is a predicted model, not a curated record. Lineage: Eukaryota; Fungi; Basidiomycota; Agaricomycetes; Boletales; Suillaceae.